This is a messenger RNA of Puntigrus tetrazona (Sumatra barb), 4348 nucleotides long. RefSeq names its product actin related protein 3B (gene actr3b). The transcript is spliced from 11 exons. The record is from RefSeq and is a predicted model, not a curated record. Gene Ontology annotation, cellular component: actin cortical patch. NCBI's taxonomy places the organism in Eukaryota, Metazoa, Chordata, Actinopteri, Cypriniformes, Cyprinidae. The coding region runs from base 777 to 1772 and encodes 331 amino acids. Gene Ontology annotation, molecular function: actin filament binding.
UUUAUUAAUUGUAUAGGCUAAUGCAAAUUUAGGACGGACUGCCAUCUAGAGUAUACUCUAUGAAUUACAUAAAGGGACUUCUGUUGUUUAUGUUUGUGUGACUGUUUAUUUAACACAGAGUAUUGCCAAAUCAACAAUACACAUGCCAAUCAUCUAAAUAGUCAUCAUCAUCAUCAUCAUCAUCAUCAUCAUCAUCAUCAUCAUCAUCAUCGCCAAUACAGCCCCAAUCCUCAAAUUGUCCAAAAUUCAUCGAUAGCACAUUCAAUUCAAAUACCGUUGUUUUUAUACCUGUAUUUAUAUCACAGCAUUCGCCAUAUAAUGUUUGACCAAAAUAACACAAACCAAUUUACAGAUCUAAAUACGUACUGCCAUUUAAAAGAGUGAUAAUGCGCCACGCGCUCUGCGCUCCGCACUUUGCCAACUCAUGAAAUUACAGAACCUACUAUGGCGAUUGUUAAGGUCAUGAAUAUUAAUUAAACAAUGCCGACGUUCCCUAGUGAUCUUCCAGCGGCGAGCGUUUCAUAUCCGUGGCGGCGAAGGCUCGGCUCAUGAUUAUUAACUGGCUACCUUCACGCGGCGGAGAGACGACACGCUUUAGCCUUCACCGUAAUAGAUUUCGUAAUUUCGCUGUCAAGCCCCGUGGACCGCGACGAGGGCAGCGAGAGUGGAUCCAGCAUGUUUCUAUUUUUUGCCUUCCCUUUGACUCGGGAAGUAGUCGCGCAAAGUAAGGGCGCAAGCCUAAAUAAAGGGAUCAUUCACACCGCAAUAAAGUGCUGAUGAUGGCAUCGAGGCCCCCUCCGUGCGUCAUAGACUGCGGGACAGGGUAUACCAAGAUUGGUUAUGCAGGAAACACGGAGCCCCAGUUCAUCAUGCCAUCCUGUAUUGCGAUCAGAGAGACAGCCAGCGUUGGAGAUCAGGCACAGAGACGUCUCAUGAAAGGGGUGGAUGACCUCGAUUUCUUCAUUGGAGAUGAAGCCAUCGAUAAGCCCAACUAUGCAACCAAGUGGCCCAUCAGGCAUGGAAUUGUUGAGGAUUGGGACCUGAUGGAGAAGUUCAUGGAGCAGGUCAUAUUUAAAUAUCUCAGAGCUGAACCAGAGGACCACAACUUCUUGAUGACAGAACCUCCUCUAAAUACCCCAGAGAACCGGGAAUACUUAGCCGAGAUCAUGUUUGAAACGUUCAACGUCCCAGGACUAUAUAUUGCUGUGCAGGCUGUUUUGGCACUGGCUGCAUCGUGGACUUCGAGACAGGUUGGAGAACGAACGCUAACAGGAAUCGUGAUUGAUAGUGGUGAUGGGGUUACUCAUGCUAUACCAGUGGCAGAAGGUUAUGUGAUUGGCAGCUGUAUAAAGCACAUCCCUAUAGCAGGCAGAGACAUCACCUACUUCAUUCAACAGCUGCUAAGAGAGAGAGAGAUCGGCAUUCCUCCAGAACAGUCACUGGAGACUGCAAAAGCUGUUAAAGAAAGGUAUUGCUACAUCUGUCCCGACAUAGUGAAAGAAUUCACCAAAUAUGACAUGGACCCAGGCAAAUGGAUAAAAAAAUACAAGGGAAUCAAUGCUAUCAGCAAAAAUGAAUUUCAAAUAGAUGUUGGAUAUGAGCGUUUUCUGGGACCGGAGAUAUUUUUUCACCCUGAGUUUGCCAACCCAGACUUCAUGCAGCCAAUCUCGGAUGUAGUGGAUGAAGUCAUUCAGAACUGCCCUAUCGAUGUCAGAAGACCACUUUACAAGGUUGUUCCAGCUAAUGCGCAUUUUUUAAUGAAUCUAGAGUGACUGAAAAGUUAUUAGUUAAAAUUAAAAGGCAAUAUGUCUUUUCCUUGACAUUUUUCCUCCCCUACUGUCUAUCGUUUUAACCUGGGAGCCCAGCGCUCGUCCAUAUUUGGCAAAAAGGCAAAAAAUAAGAGUGGAUGUCUCGCUGACUGCCUUUGCUUGGGAUCAGUAAUUUAUUUGUCCAGCAGGGGUCAGUGCUCAUCCAUUAAGUUCCCAAUUACUCUACACUCUCUAGAAUAGAGAGAGCUUUAACUGAUCCCUGCAAAUAGGACGAACAACUCUGAAAUAACCUCAGUAUCCAUUUCUAUAUCUCGCAACCCGCAGGCUGACCGAAUAAAUAGCGUUUUGACAAAUUCAAUUAUGCACACCGGCAAUUAGUGCGCAUCUACAUCACACGAUUCCUAUUCAUUUGCUUUCAAAACAAACUUCACUUUGGACCAUACUGAAGGAACGGGAUGUUGAAUGGAAAGUGCUUUGAUGCUCUUUAGCCUUAUUUUCUUUUUCCGCCAAGAUUUUGAAGGUGUUAAACGCUUUGGCAGCACAUGAGAACAAAUCAACAAAGGCCUCUGGGUUGUAUCUAUAACUGACAUAAGGUAUCUAAAGAAAAUGCAUUAAAAUAUUAAAUUACUUAAUUUAACUUCUUUAUGGUUCUGUAUUGUUACCUUUAAUUAUAAAGUUACUUUUGCAUUAUUGCCAGCUCACUAAAAUGAAAGUGUUGAGCUUGUUGUCUGGUUUUAGGUUACAUUUAUUGACAUUUAGGCUACAAAAACUUUUUCACCAAUUGUCUCGACGACUAAAAAAAUGCACGGCCGUUCAACCUGUGAGCCAGUUCUGUUCUUUUUUCUGCUUCAGAAAAACAAGAUUUACAGGAUCGUUGGGUUUAUUUUCAUUUGUCGGCAAACAUUUAGAGCAUGUUUGUUUGUUUUUUUGUUUUGUUUUUUCUUUAACAAAAGUUUUCAGAGUGGGCCGAAGGACAACUUCUACAAUAGAGAACUGCAAUAUUCAUUAUGUGUACACACGCAGUAUCAAUUGCUUUCAUACCUUAAUAUAACUGUGAUUCUCCCAGCGUGGACAAGGGGGAGGUUUUGUAUGGCUAGAGAAUAAAAAAAUAACACUUAGUUCUCAACCCAUUUAUUCAUCAACAAUUGAAUGGAUGGUGAAAAGCGAAAGGGUCCUUGCAGGAGAAUGUUUUGGGGCAGUGGCACGUACUUUAAUGGACUAGGUUGUCUUUCAUAAGCAUAGGAAAUAGAUUUGUAUCUGACGUAAAACUGAGUACAUGGAUUGAUUGUGCUGAUAUAUACAGUUGAAACCUUUGAUCUGUAAAAGCUGCAUAAUGUCAGAAAGCUUUCAUUAUGUUUGAGGUAAAAAUAUAUUCACAUCUUGCGAUGGGCCUAUUGGGCCUUGUUUUACACAGCUCAGAGCAGAGGUUGUAACGCAAAUGACCUUACAAAAUUUAAACAAAAUUUAUUAAGGCACAGCCGAGUAAAGGUUGCUUUGUGCCUGCUCAAAAUUCAGUGUAAAGACGUAACGCUGCAUAAAAGCCACACUAAAUUAUGCCUUCUUUGACCCACCUCGGUUGCUGGUGUAAAAUUAUGCAAUUGUAAUUGCAGUGUCAGUAUAUUUAUUUCACCUUUGAGCAACAUUAAAUAGUAAAGAAACCUAAAUGCCACUUCAGAAGCGCUUCUGUGCCACCCUUGCGGUGUAAACUUGAAUAUCCUCAGCUGGAGGGUUAAGUCUUCAGGUAGAAAAAAUGAAUUAUAGAAUAAAUUAAUUAUGUACAUCUCGAUAUCACCGAAGAACAGAGGGCAGAGGAAAAAGGUGCAUGUUAGUAUGCACAUCUUUUAUCGGCUUCUGGCAUGCAGUGUAGCCGUUCACCUCAGAGAAAGAGUACACUGCCGUGGUCCAUCCACCCUUUAAACUCAUCAUCAGAAAAGAUGGAAAAAGCCAGCCUUUUAUUUCCUAGAUGAAACCAGCAUUUCCUAAUCCAAGUAGUGGGAUAUCUCCUCAAGUUCGUUAAAUAAGUAUUGAACCCUGAAACCUGUAAUGGAACACACAUCUCCUGCAGAUACCCUGUUAUAAGCUGACCUCAGUCAGCCCUUGGUCGUUUAUUCCCAGCAUGCAACUCUACUGGCCUUGUCAGAGUCUGCUGGAAAAAAAAGAAAAGAAAAAAGUAACAGUAGCUCAUUGCAGAAAUACGAAGGGGAAAAUGCAAUAUUUUGCUUUUAUUUUCCAUUAAAACGAUUUAUUUAAUACGUGGACAAAAUCUAAAUGCAUUACUUGUGUCCUCGUUAUUGCAUUUCACCCAGAGAUGUUUCUUUUAAUUUCAAGUGAUUUAAUAUCUGCAAUUUUGAUUUAUUUCAUUUGUUUAAAUUAAGUUUUGCUCCUUAUAUGUAACACAUGGACAGUGAAGCGGUAAUGCUUUUUGUCCUUAUCAUGAAAAUUAGUACAUUUGAACAGAAGCAAAUUUGUGUAUGUUUGAAUGGCUUCACGUUAGUUUUUCCAUGAGUUAUAUACGUAUGUUCUUUUGGGUGAAUAUAUCAAAACAGCACAUAUUUCACAGUUGUGUGUGUUUGUGUGCG